AUGGAGAACGUUCGCAAGAUAAGAUUUCUCAUGCCCAACAUAAUAUGUUCAUUCCAGCUAAAAUGCAGCGUUGAUUUGCUCAAGCUUCUCAUUCUCCUCAUCCUGCUCACGUCGCCCCGCCUCGCCUCAGCGCAUCCACCUAGGCGGCUCGGCCUCCUUCAGUCGCGGAUUUUGCUCCUUGGUGAGAAGAGGUACACCACCGCCUACGAGAGUUACGGCUUAUGCGCACUGGAAGCUGCUGGUGCCCGGCGAGAAAAAGGACCACCGUCGCUUUACAUGGACCCUUCUUCGAGGAAUCAAGAUUUUAAAAAAUCCAUCAAGGAAAACAAAGAGAAGGUCGAAAAACUGAAAGGAGUCAAAGAUCUAAAGUUAGGCUGGAAGACAUUUCAUUUGGGAGCUUUGAGAUCGCGAAAUAGCGAAAUGCAGAACAAAGCAGACUACCUAGCAGUUGUAUAA
This is a messenger RNA of Striga asiatica, 456 nucleotides long. The record is from the annotation of a GenBank genome assembly. Lineage: Eukaryota; Viridiplantae; Streptophyta; Magnoliopsida; Lamiales; Orobanchaceae.